Messenger RNA from Danio aesculapii, 2643 nucleotides. RefSeq names its product ring finger protein 152 (gene rnf152). Gene Ontology annotation, cellular component: lysosome. The record is from RefSeq and is a predicted model, not a curated record. The transcript has 3 exons. Lineage: Eukaryota; Metazoa; Chordata; Actinopteri; Cypriniformes; Danionidae. Gene Ontology annotation, molecular function: ubiquitin protein ligase activity; metal ion binding. Gene Ontology annotation, biological process: protein polyubiquitination; negative regulation of TORC1 signaling; apoptotic process. The coding region runs from base 381 to 998 and encodes 205 amino acids.
AAGAAGCCAAGAGUGAAGUAUGACAGAUGAGGCUGCUCUGCAUGUGAUGUUCACCGUUGUCAUAGAUGAAAGAAGAUUAUCGACAUACAAGAGUUAUUUCACAUUAGAUGGAGAAGAAUAUUCCUUCAGACUUCCUUUAUUUCCAGCUGUGCUCACUGCAUGAUUGGACCUGUGCUAAACUUAUGGCAGAAGCAGAUGUAGAUUAAAUCACUGACAGACUUAACAAGUGGAUUGGCGGCACAAAUCGGAAAGGAUACUGACAGAUUUAACAAGUGGAUGGGCGACACAAGUCGGAAAGGAUACUGACAGUCUUAACAAGUGGAUUGGCAACACAAAUCAGAAAGGAAACUGUCAUUAAAGCAAGCAAACCGCUUCUGUUUAUGUGCAACAGCCACAAUUUAAAGACGAUGGAUAGCUUGUCCCAGAGCUCCAGACUUGAGUGUCAGAUAUGUUUCAACUACUUCAGCCAACGGCGCCGUCCCAAACUCUUGCACUGCCAGCAUACCUGCUGCUCCGUGUGUUUGAGCCAGAUGAGGCUCAGCCAGAGAGAGAUUUGCUGUCCUUGGUGUCGCUGUGUGACCCAGAUCCCUAUUGGCCUUUCAGUAUCCCAUCUCCCAGAUGACCUGGAAGUACUUUCUGUUAUCAGUCUUUCCCAAUCCUCCGAACAUACGCCCAUCUUUAUACAUUUACCCAACAAUGGUUGCUACCUGCUGCCCGUCCCUCUGGACACCGAUGGAGCACCGCUACCUGGACAACCAACCACCCAUGUUGGCUCUAAAAGCAUCGGUGUGUUUGACGUGUCGGAUGGACAGAAUCAUGUUGUAGGAGAUGACAGUCUUGAGGAUGGGAUGGAGGAGGAGGUGGUAGUCAAGACUACUGCAUGGACUGGGGUUUGCACUGUGCUACUUGUGGCAUUCAUUUUGAUCUUUCUGUUGGGUAUCGUGUUGCAUAACAUGUCCUGCGUGUCCAAACGCUUCACUAUUAUUUCCUGUGGUUGAGAAGGAUGAAAAAAGAAUUAAAAAUGGACCAUCCAUUGGGGCUCAUCUUGAAAUCGUACUUUGUGUAUGUAGUGGGUUUUAUACCAGGGAUGUCCAAACUUGGUCCAUGGAGGGCCAGUGUCCUGCAGAUUUUAGCUCCAACUUGCCUCAACACUCCUGCAAAGAUGUUUCUAGAAAGCCUAGUAAGAGCUUGAUUAGCUAGCCCAAGUGUGGCUGAUUGGGGUUGGAACUAAACUAUGCAGGACACUGGCCGUCCAGGACCGAGUUUGGGCACCCCUGCUUUAUAAUGACGAGCAAAAAAAAGUGAAUGAAAGAAAAGUAACAUCUAUGCAGCCUAUUGUAUUUCAAGCCAGUCUCAUGACAGUUUUUCAUAUCUACAGUAUUUUAUGUUAUGUGGCUUACUCUUAUACAUCUGUACAGUCUCAUUUGUGUGUUUUACUCCAGUGUGUGGGGUUUAUUUUUAAAAAUCAUAUCAUUUUGUACAAUUGGGAUUGUACAAAUUCAAAGCUUGUUUAAUUAGCUUGGGUUAAUGUUGAUAUAAGCCCUCAUUCAUUCUUCUUUUUUUGGGGGGGAGGGAUUUGUUCAAUUAAUGUUCAGAAUCUAGCAGUAUUGAUUUCAUAUAUUUGCAUGUCUUGUAUGUACCUGUGGGAAAUUUAAAGUGUUAGUUCACCAAAAAAAAAGAAAAUUAUAUUAUUAAUUACUCGCCUUUACGCAGUUCCAAACCCCUGAGACCUUCAUUUGUCUUUGGAAAACAAAUUAAAAUAGUUUGACUAAAAUCUGAGGGCUCCCUCACCCUAGACGGCAAGAUUCUAGACUUGUUUAAAGUCCAGAUAUUACCAACAAACAUCCUCAUGGCUUCAGUGAUUAAAUCAGAAAAUUAUCAAACUACAAUAAUACUUUUGUGUUCACAUAAAACAAAAAUAACUUCAUUAAACGUUUCUUCUCCUCAGUGUCAGUAUAGGGUGCUCACUGAUGAGUAUUGUGCACUGAUGCAUACAUUUCUUAGUUUAAAACAAAAUCACAAGUGUAUCAGAGUUAUUAAAGACGUAACAUGUGAAUGUGUCGCCCUAUACUGACAAUGAGGAAAAGCAACCUUUGAAUAAAGUCGUACUUUUUGUUCAUGUGGGCACAAAAGUUUGUUUUCGUAGCUUGAUAAUAUUCAGAUUGAACCACUGAAGGCAUAUUCUCUGUUUUGAGGAUGCUGAUUUUUUUUUUUUUCUGGAGUUGGAAAUCUUGCUGACUAUGGGAGUUCUCAGAUUUCAUUUAAAAUAUCUUAACUUCAUUUGGCUUUGGAAAACAAAUUUUCAGGGGUUUGGAAUGACAUAAGGGUGAGUAAUUAAUAACAUAAUUUUCAAUUAAGUGAAGUGACGCUUUAACUUUGAAUUGACCCUUUAAGUCUCUAAUGUUAAACUAGAUUUGUGCGAUAUCGACAGUUGUGCAGAUUGUGACUGAACACUAAAAUGUAAAAAUGAAAUAACAUUAUAUGUAGUUGCACUGCCUUUGAAUAUUGUUCGUUGUUGUAUUUCAAAGUGAGUGGUUGUUUUAAGGUGUUUUAUUCAAAUGUUUUAUUUUUCAAAUACCAGCAAUGUUUUCAUUAGUAUCAAUAUGUAAUGAUUUAUUUUUCUUUCUUUUUUUCAACAGUGUG